This is a messenger RNA of Cercospora beticola, 780 nucleotides long. RefSeq lists its product as uncharacterized. The record is from RefSeq and is a predicted model, not a curated record. NCBI's taxonomy places the organism in Eukaryota, Fungi, Ascomycota, Dothideomycetes, Mycosphaerellales, Mycosphaerellaceae.
AUGUCGAAUCAACGCAGUGUCACGCCAUUUGAGCAACAAGUCUUCAACUUGCUUGCGCGCGACAACCCGCCACAUCCAGUCAUACUGUCACAACUUAUCGCCUCCAUGGACCUGCGAUACAUCACGAGACUGAGGUCUUCGAUCGAUGGCGAACGUGUGAGCAUGCUCCUCUGCGCCGCAGCAGAAAUGCAUAGCACUGCCACGGGUGCUCUCGCCAACUCGACGUUCAAGAUGAAUGAGGAAGCUUCUGACGCAGCACCUCGAUCAUCUUCGGAGAACGCAUCAUCUGUCCAUAUUGCCGCACCUACCAGUACCACGUCGUCCGGCAACAAGAUUGUACCUCAGGAACAAGUCAGCAAGGCGCAUGAACGCCACGAGGAUGAGAAUGGGAUCGCCAACCUGAGUGAUCUGGAUCCGGAAGACGAGGAGCUGUUCGAGUCGGCGCGUCUGCUCUCACAGGCGAAGCCAGUUGCCGCAAUCCCUCUCCCACGUAACCACAAGGCGAAGGCAGUGACUGUAUUGACGGCGAACGCGAACGAUGCCAAAGACGCUAUGGGCACGCAGGAGGCUGGCGAGAAGAACGCUGGCAAGCAGGAGAAGAAGGAGAUGGGAUCUGACAAGGCGGCUCUUGAAAACAAAGUGCAAAAGCCCCAGCACCACCCACACUCGCCCCAUCGGAGUCUCGAAGAACUCGAUGCUGAGUUGGAGAAGAUGCAGUCGGAGGCGGCCAAGGCACCUGCGAAGAGCGGCGAUCAUCCAUGCUUUGGCAAACGAUCAUAA